Octopus bimaculoides (California two-spot octopus) is the source of this 7203-nucleotide messenger RNA. Its product is annotated as WD repeat, SAM and U-box domain-containing protein 1. The record is from RefSeq and is a predicted model, not a curated record. Gene Ontology annotation, biological process: protein ubiquitination. Gene Ontology annotation, molecular function: protein binding; ubiquitin-protein transferase activity. Lineage: Eukaryota; Metazoa; Mollusca; Cephalopoda; Octopoda; Octopodidae.
CUUAUUCAAUUGGUCUCUUUCGCUGAAUCAUUAAGUUUAGGGGACAGAAAGAAAUCAACACCGGAUGUCUUGCAGUGGUAGGGAACAAACAGAAAGACACGCAUAGAUACAUAUACCUUUUAUUUUUAAUUGUUUCAGUCAUUAGACUGCGGCCAUGAUGGAGCACUGCCUUGAAGAAUUUUUAGUUGAAUAUAUCGACCCAGGACUUAUUUUUUUCUUAAGCCUAGUACUUAUUCUAUCGGACUGUUAAGCCGAACCGCUAAGUUACAGGGACAUAAACAUACCAGCAUCUGUUAAGUGGUGAUGGUAGGGGGGAAAACACAGACUCAAAAGACACACGCAUAGAUAUAUAUACGUAUAUAAUGCGGGUUUCUUUCAGUUUCCGUCUACCAAAUCCACUCACAAGGCUUUGGUCGUCCCGAGGCUAUAGUAGAAGACACUUGCCCAAGUUGCCACGCAGUGGGACUGAACCCCGAACCUUAAGGAUGGGAAGCAAGCUUCUUACCACACAGUCAUGCCUGUACCUAUAUAUAUGAUGGGCUUCCACACAGUUUCACAAGGCACUAAUCGGCUCGGGACUAUAGAAGACACUUGCCUAAAGUACCGCGCAAUGGGAUUGAACCCAAAACGACGUGGUUGCAAAUCGAGAACUUCUUAACCAUACGCACAAAAUCAUCAUCAUCAUCAUUUUAUUUUCGCUUCCCAUGCCGUAAAGGCAUAGGUAGAUGGUUCAACAGAAUUCAGAGAGUCAAAAGAUCCAUUCUUGGUCCAAUGUCUCAGUUUUGGCAUGGUUUCAAUUAAAAUCACUUUACUGUGUGUAUGGGUGACACCAGCACUAUUGUUUAUAGUGAUAUAUUCAGGGCACGAAAAGUUUAUAAGUAGACACCAGCAUAUUUGCUGUAGUAAACCAAAAAAUUUGAGGUAAGUUUUCAGAUUUUCACUGAGGUGUUAGAGUUAGGGUUUUAUGGCUAGUUUUAGGGUUAGGGUUAGAGAAUUCCGUCCCUAACCCUAAAACACCAGUGAAAAUCGUGCGGGUAUUAAUCUGAAAAUUUACCAAAUUUGAUAAAUUAUAAUUGAAUGGGAGGGGUGCUGACAUUAACGAAAAAUGCUGAAAAACAUCUGUCAAUGUAACAAUAUACUGAAUGACAUUUUAAAAAAAUCUAUUUGUUCUGCUAUUAGUGAUGUAAGCGGCUGUUUCUAAAUGUCACGCUUAUCGAUCACCGAACAAAAUUUUAAAAUAACUUUUGGGAAAUAAAUAAAAUAAAAAAAGAAAAUAUAUUUCCAACAAUUAAAAAUAGUAUUUUAUCAAUUAAUUAACAGGAAUGUCAAUUAGUGUAACUAAUGGAAUUUGGUGACACAUUAGUUAUUGUUGUAAACGACAUUCUCCACUUGUGUUUAUUUUAUUACAAUGGCAGGAAUUUGCUUUCCGCCGUCGACCGAACCUUCUCAUUCUUUGGAGUCACACACAUCGGACAUCAACGGACUUGCUUUUUCUAAACAUGUUAUGGCCAGCUGUGCAGGCGACAAAACUGUUCGUUUGUGGUCGUUUCCAGGAUUCGCCGAAAUAAAUCCUUUUUCGCCUCUCACAGGGCAUAGUUUGUAUGUGAACUCCUGUACGUUUAAUCCGGCCGGAACGUUGUUGGCAUCUUGUUCUACGGACGGUAAACUAAUACUUUGGAAUCUAAAUACAGGGCAUCAAGAAGCUGUUCUCGAACACCCGUCCAAAGGUGGUAUACGUGUGUGUAAGUUUUCUCCAAACGGUUUUUACCUUGUGUCAGGAAGUGACGAUGAGACUUUGUGUAUUUGGGAAUCCACGUCUUUAGAUUUGAUAAGGUGCCUGCAAGGAUACACAACGUUUGUGGUGACUUGUGCCUUCAGUCCCGAUAGUAAAUUGUUGGUGUCUGGCUGCAAUACAGGAAAGCUUCGUGUUUGGGAUAUGUUUGAAAAUCUUGGUAGAGGCUUGCUUAAGGAUUUUGAAGCACAUGAUCUUGCUAUGAUGGGAUGCGAUUUUUGGAGUAAUAUAUCUUCAGAAAAUAAUCAUACCAAAUAUUUAUUGGCAACCUGUGGCCAAGACGCAUUACUAAAACUUUGGGAAAUUGUGUCUGCAGAUAGGACAAGUGUACAAGUUAGCAAUAAAUUUGUCCUUACUGGACACAAAGCACCUGUCUCUGUUUGUUGUUUUGCUCAUCAUAAAAAACUGCUGGCUUCGGGAUCCUUUGAUAAAACUAUAAGACUUUGGGACCCUUCAGAAGGGCUGUGUAUUCAAAUAUUUGCCAGUCACACAAGGUAUGUAACAUGCUGUGCUUUUUCUUUGGAUGACUCUUACCUAGCAUCUGGAUCCAAUGAUAAGACAAUCAAAGUGUGGAUCAUGGGAGGCAACGAACCUUCUACAGAUGUCAGUAAUGUCAGUAGCAUAGCCUCUCAGACAUUUCCUUCCCCAGAAAAUAUCUCUGUGGAUUCUGCAAAGUCAGAGCAGCAGAAACCAGUUUGCAAAUGGUCCGUCGAUGAUGUAUGUAACUGGCUUGAACAGUCUGGAUUAGACAAGAUUACUGAAAUAUUCAGAAAACAUACCAUUGAUGGGCAUGAACUGUUGAUGCUGUCAGAUGAUGUCAUUGAGAAACAACUGGGAAUAGAAGCAUAUGGAAGCAGAAGUAAAAUUAUUCGUGCAAGGGACCAACUUACUAAUCAAGUGUCUACAUUUUCUCUGAUGUCUCUAAAAGAGCCACCUGAUGAAUUUCUGUGUCCAAUAACCAGAGAGAUUAUGAGAGAUCCAGUGAUUGCUUCAGAUGGCUACACUUAUGAGAGGACAGCAAUUGAGUCCUGGAUCAAAUCUGGCAGUACGCGCAGUCCCAUGACCAAUAUCAUUCUUCCUAGUCAACAGCUUAUUCCUAAUUUAACUGUGAAAAUGUUAAUCCAGAAUCAUGCUACUACAUAAGGCCAUCUAUGUGAGCAUGUGUGUGUGUGUGUGUGUGUGUGUGUGUGUGCGCGCGUGUGUGCAAGAGAAAGAGAGAGAGAGGGCAUAGUUGAAUGGUGUUGAAGUUCAUUUCAGUCAAGAGGUCCUUGGGUCAAUCCCACAGUGUAGCACUUUGGGAAAGUGUCAUUUGUUAUAGCUUUUCGUUGACCCAAGCCUUCUGAAUUAAAUUGACUUGACAGAAACUGUGAUAAGCUAUCAAACAGACUGCAUUUGUAAAUUGAAAUGCACACGAUAUCAUGCUGAUUCUGCUUGGAGAUUUUUUUGAAGAAGUAUACAAGGGUUUGUGGAAUAAACUACUGAAAUGCCCAUGGUUGAAAACUGACAAAGGAUUUAUUGCUUUGCCUGUGUAUGAGGCGGGUGGGUUAUCAAGUAACUUAGCGUCAUAGCAAGUUGGUGAAUGUCUUUAGGGCUUAGCUUCUGUACCAGUCAUAUCACUUGUUAAAUAUGUAUGCUUGCUUGUGUAUCAUCAAUGACCUUACCAAGACUCAUUAAUGUACUUGCAGUACUUAUGUGUGCUUAGUGCCUGUUGCUUUGGUGUUCCUAUGAGACUUUAGGCAGCAACUAUAGCAACACAAAUGCUAAGCCCCAUACAGUCACAGUAAUUAUGUUCUGAACAUCAAACAAAAUUUUUAAUAAAAGAGUGUAUAUUGUGUUCGUUUUCUUCCAGUUCUAUGUUUUCCUGUACGAGGUGUGUGCUUGUAUGUGCUUGUAUACUUUUAGUGUUCUCAGGGAGAUUCAGUGUGACACAGGUUGUGACAAGGUUCGUCCUUUGAAAUACAGGCACAACUGAAGCAAUGUGAAAUAAAGUGUCUUGCUCACAGGCACAAUACACCGCUGGGAACUGAACUCACAACUUCAUGAUCGUAAGCCAAAUAUCUUAACUAUUAAGCCAUAUGCUUCCACUUCUAUACAACUAUUAAUCUAUUAAUACAGGAAAUGCAAAAAUCUUAGCUAAAAAGGUAUUAAUGCUGCAAUGUAUUUUUGUUUUCGUCAUACAAGCACACACCUCAUAUAUUUACAGCAUCAUUGUUGUAUUCCAAACUGAUACAAAAUGCUCUGUUGCUUAUUUAGGAACCUGGACAUUAUUUUACUUCAUCAAGUAUUUUAUCCAGUGCUCCACUGAUUAUGUCACCCACUCGUUUUUCUAUAAACACUCUUUAUUUUUGUUGUUGUGGCUGUUGUUGUUUAGUCUCUAGGUCAGCCCCGAUUGAGCAGGCAUAUAAUCAAAGCCUUUCCAGCUGUGACCAUCUCAUCUUUCUGUAUCUUUGGGACUACAUUGUCUGAUCUGUUUUCCUUUCCUUAAAACAAUUGGUUGUGAUUUGAGGGAGUUUUGGCUGCUAUGUAAAGGGGGCCGCCUUCUCAGCUGUUACUGUUACUGUUGAUGUCUUUCAUUCUUGUAAGGUUGGAAUGGGGUGUUAAUAACAUACCUACCCUGCAAUGACUUGAUGGAAGUUUCAAUGUGACAUAAAAUAUUUCCUAAAACAAGUAUAAGAAACAGAAAAUCCUUUGCCCCCUUUGCAGUCUGUUUGAUCCAUUUUGCUUGUUUUGUGGUAGUGGUUUCAGGUUCUUCAUCUAAUUCAGGGUCAAUGCCAAGCUCCCUUGUGAAUUUGCAAGCUUUCUUGACAAUAGAAUGUGAUUUUUAUUAUUUUUUUAAUUAAAAUAUGAAAAUAUAAGGCACAUAAAAAAGCCUACAAAAAGUAUAUAAAACCAUAUAAAUAGUUAUAACAACUCCAAUAUACAUGCCUGUGCAUGUAUACAUGACCAUACGCAGAUAUAUAUGGAUACAAAAGCAUAGAUAGAUGAGUACAUAUGUGUGCCCAGAUGCACAUACACAGAUGGCUGCACAUGCACACCAAAAUAGUCAACAGUCACUGUCACCACAUGUGACGGGGACAUACACGUAUAUAUCUAUCCCCUCACACAUACGUACAUACAUAUAUGUAUAUAUAAAUAUUCCCAUCUGGUUUCACCAGUCCUCAGUCAAAUCGUCCAACCCAUGCUAGCAUGGAAAGCGGACGCUAAACGACGAUGAUGAUGAUGAUGAUUAUUAUUAUUAUUACCUCUGCCUUAGCAAAGGCAAAGGUAUUGCUUUCAAUCAUGUUUGUUUGUUUGACUGUGGACAAGAUAUCUCAAGAGCUGCUGGAGAGAUUCAGAUGAAACCUGUGACUGGCACGAACUGAUUAGAUUUUGGGAUUGAUCCAGUAAUGGACAAGGAUUCUGGAUUAUUUGUUAUAUUUUUGCUUUAAUUUACAUGAAGUAUUAGGAUCUUACGUUGACUUUCAAGUCUUUCUCUGAUUAUUUCCCUUGAAAACACGCUCAUGGUUUCCAUGUAAGUUAUGGUGGUGUUGCUGUUUCCAAAGUUUUAUUUUCAUUUCUCUAUUAUUAAUUUUACUCAUGUCUCUAUCUUAGUAGAAACUGAUGGAUAAAGAAAUCAAACUACAUAAACAAACGGCAGCAAAACUGUUCAGAAAUUAAAUAACACUAACAUAUUCAAUAACAAUAAUAAAUUUAAUUUAUCCUCGACAAUUUUUAGUUUUACCAAUUUUGAAUAUAUUGCUCCUGUUUAAAAUCUCUUACCUACUUGGCAGUUGCAUUUCUACCUCUCCCUUGAAGGAAGCUUUACUUCUUGGACUCGUGUUUUUGUGCACAACGAUGUUGUUAAACCUCCGUUAACAGCAUCGUAUGCUGGUCCUUUCCGUUUUCUUUCACGCAUGGAUAAAUUUUUCACUAUAGACCUUAAUGGUCAUAAAGAUACUAUAACCAUGGAUAGAUUAAAAAAGGCAUUCGUAGAGAAAACUGUCCCUGUUCCCAUUGCAGAUGACACACACAGAGCAUUACAAAUAUGGCCUGCACAUUCACCUUCAUAUUCCAUAACUAUCAUUGGGAUCGAUCAGGUAUUGGACAAGGAUUCUGGAUUAUUUUUCUGUUUUUUUUUUACUUAAUUUUUGAGAGUGGUCAGAUUCAUAUUUAGUAUUCUCAUUUGUGAGAGCAGUUGAGUUUAUUUCAGAUAUUCUCAUUGUAAAAAUCAUCUUCGGCUAAUCGUUGAGAAGAUGUUGGUGUUGCCUUGAAGGAGGCUUCCGCUCUCUGAGUGCUCUUGUUAUUAUUAUUAUUUUAAAUCAUUAGAAAGAAUACAGGAAAAAAAAUGAUGAUUCAAUUUUACUUUCACAGAAUUAAUCUCCCAGGAAAUCCAUGAACGUUGUUUCCUGGGUUUCAAAGUAUUGAUGGAAAAGAAUCAUUGCCACAAAUUCUCUUUUGUGAUGUUGCAAAUCCUAUCAACUGCAGUUGUUAGCUAGUCACAUCAAAUAUAUCUGAUUAGUUUCUCUCCUCAGAAUCACUAGUCAGAUGAUACCAUAGUGAACAAAAUAAAUAAAUUAUUAAAUAAAAGACAUGAGAACAUCAUUCAAACCAUUUUUCUCUCAUUCAAAGUGUUAUUUGUUAAAUAUUCCUUCCUUGCAGAAAGCAAAAAUAACUCAGCAAAAGUUGUUUAUUUCUUGGAGCUAAUCUUUCUUUUUCACAAAAAAAUGAAUUUUCCUUUCUCCAAAAUUCCUUCUAUCACAAUCAUACUUAUUUUUACCAAUUCCCAAUCUUCCUUCGUCUCAAACCUUCACCCUUCUUUAUAUCUUCUUUCUUCUUCCCAUUUGUUGACUUCCUUCAUUUCUUAAACAUCUUUCACAUAAUAUUUUCACCCUUGUCCGAAAUCUUUUCCCUUAAAAUUACUUCAACUCCUCUUGAAAUUCCUGCUCUUGCCAUUCUACCCAUCUUCUGUCAUCUGUUAUUGUUCCUGAUCCUUUUUCAUAAUAUUAUUCACAAGUCAAAGGCAGUCAGGAGUUGGCAGAAGCAUUAACAUACUGAGCAAAAUACUCAGCAGCAUUUCGUCCGUCCUCACAUUCUGAGUUCAAAUUCCGCCGAGGACAACUUUGCCUUUCAUCCUUUCAGGGUUGAUAAAACAAAUACCAGUUUGGGGGUUGACGUAAUUGACUUAGCCCCUCCCCAAGAAUUACUGGCUUUGUGCCAAAAUUUAAAAUCAGUAUUAUUCACAAGCCGCAUUAAUGUUCUUCUUCUUUUGUUCUUUUGACUGAAUCCUCCCGGUGUCUUAAUAAAAAAAUUGAAUUUUUCUCUUCUCUAACAAAUUUUACAAACACUUCAUUAUAUUGUUGAUUAAUUGUAAAUAUUUUUUGUUACAAAUUAUGGAAAUAAACUCUACCAAAAUUGGAAUUAUUUGUAAAUAA